This is a messenger RNA of Xenopus tropicalis (tropical clawed frog), 2381 nucleotides long. RefSeq names its product aldehyde dehydrogenase 3 family member B4 (gene aldh3b4). The record is from RefSeq and is a predicted model, not a curated record. Gene Ontology annotation, molecular function: oxidoreductase activity, acting on the aldehyde or oxo group of donors, NAD or NADP as acceptor; oxidoreductase activity. The coding region runs from base 328 to 1857 and encodes 509 amino acids. Gene Ontology annotation, biological process: aldehyde metabolic process. The transcript has 12 exons. Lineage: Eukaryota; Metazoa; Chordata; Amphibia; Anura; Pipidae.
CAGGGUUCCCUUACAUCAGAGGCUACUAUGUGGUCACCUGAGCAAGCUUAAUUGGAUAAUCAGCUUCAUAACGGGGGAGAUGAAAGCUUUUUGCAUUUUUUUAGCUUCUGAGAACUGAAUGUAAUCAAUUGUGUUUGGAGUCACUGGGCCAGGCAUGACAGGGCUGAGGAGGCUUGGAACACAAUGAAGAGAGAGGUUUGAGUUUGUUUGUAGCGGCAACAAUUAGGCAAAGUGUGUGUUUCAGAAGACUCAGAACAAGUUUAUGAUGAUGUGCAAUACUGUCCAAAACAGCAAGGUGAUAUUAGUAAGACCUGUUGACCUGUUGAUAUGAAGACCUCUAAGGGAACCAUGGAUAAUGUAAAAUCUUCUCCUUCCCCUGCUCGAUGGUUCAGAGUUUUAAAAAGAACAGUGUCUGGUGACUGUCAACAAAAGAAAUUUGUAACCCCCUCUCUGUGUGAGGAUGCCCUGCGGAAAUGCAGAGAAGCUUUCUCUUCUGGAAAGACAAGGCCUUGCUCAUUUAGGUCAUUGCAGCUGGAGGCAAUCUUAAACAUGCUGGACAAACAUGAGGAAGAGUUUAUUGGUGCACUGGAGCAGGACAUGCACAGGCCCAGAUUUGAAACCAUUUUAUCAGAAAUUAAUUCAGUGAAGAAUGAAGCACUUUAUGCAUUGAACAACCUAGAGAAGUGGACGCAACCUGUGCCAGGGCAGAAGAGCAUGAGUAACCUGCUAGACAGCUGUUUUAUUCAGAUGGAACCAGUUGGUGUAGUUUUGAUAAUUAGUGGCUGGAGUUUCCCAAUCCAGCUGUCCCUAAUCCCAUUGGUUGGCGCAGUGGCUGCAGGUAACUGUGUGGUUCUGCAGCCUUCAGGAACCUGCACCCACGCAGCAAACCUGCUGCAAAGACUAAUUCCCCUAUAUCUAGAUAACAGCUGUUACCAUGUUGCCUGUGGUGGGCAGAAUGAAUUGAUGAAGCUGCUAGAAAACAAGUUUGACCACAUCCUUUACACGGGUGACCGUUUAACUGGUAGAGCAGUGAUGCUAGCUGCAGCCAAAUACAUCACUCCUGUAUCUCUUGUUCUGGGUGGCAAGAAUCCCUGCUAUGUAGAUAAUUCAUGUGACAUUAAUAUGGCUGCCCGCAGAAUUGCUUGGGCUCGGUUUGUAAAUGCUGGACAGAGCUCCUUGGCUCCAGACUAUAUCCUUUGCCAGCCAGAAAUAAGAGAUACACUGAUCCAUGAACUGAGCAUUUGUGUGGAGGAGUUCUAUGGGAAGAACCCCCGAGAGUCCUCAAAUUAUGGGCGCCUGGCAAGUGUGGAGCUUUACCUUCAAGUCAAGGAUCUUCUGUCAUGUGGACAGGUGGCUUUUGGGGGAGAAACAGAUGAUAGUGAAAGAUACAUAGCCCCUACAGUACUGACUGAUGUGAAAGAAGCAGAUCCCAUCAUGCAGACUGAGAUUUUAGGGCCUGUUUUACCCAUUUUAACAGUAGAGAACCUUGAUGAAGCCAUACAAAUGAUAAACCGGAAGGAUAGACCUCUGGCUGUAUAUGUAUACUCGGAAAGCGAAAGGGUAAUAUCUGAUAUCUUGUGCAGAACAUCUAGUGGGAGUUUCUGUUCCAAUGACAGCAUGAUACAGAGCAUUUAUACAAGCAUGCCCUGCGGAAUUAUAGGAAACAGUGGCAUUGGAAUCUACAGGGGUAAACACUGCUUUGAAGCCUUUUCUCAGAGUCGUGCAUGUCUGCUUCGCAACACUGCUGUGGAAUGUGUAACUUACCUACGUUACCCACCAUAUGCUGAAAAGCCGCUUCGUCUCUUACUUUGGGCUUGCUCCAUCUCGAGGAAGAAAAGUUUGUGCCACAUUUUAUAAGACUUAUUAUUAAAAAAGCUUGACUUUCUCUGCCAGGAAGCGUUUAGCAACCCCCAAACCUAAUGACACAUUAGGUAUCUCCCACCCAGAAGUCUCACUCGUGGUAAGUGAAGACUGAUGAAAAAUGCAGUGCUUGUGAUGUUUUCUGCGUUUAAAACCAAGGUUUCUUAGGACUUAGAUGGUAAAAGUCUUGUGAAAGAAAGAGGACAAAAUGCUGGAUGGCCACAGUUUAGACCAAUUUUAAGUCUAGUAACAAAGUUUGGGUUCAGAAAACCCUUAUUGCAUCUAAAACCUAAACAAUGUCUCAACAUGAAGUAAUAGAGAUUCAACCAGUUCUUUUACAAAAAUUUCUAAAUUUCCUACAUAAUUGUCAAAUUAAUGUCUGUCCUUUUAUAGCAGAGGAUAGCUUCUAGCAGCUGAGAUCUGACGUUUGUUUUCUGUUCACCCUAAUACUAUAUGUAUAUAUAUAUUUUUUUUUUAUAAAUAAAAUAUUACAAUUUAUAUAAUAAACUAGCUGCACCCAC